ACAUAUAUAAAAAUCUAUUUUAAUUUAGUGAAGUUUUUAAAAUGGUACUAAGCGUGGUCUAAUGGAAAUAGUGAUGUUUUGGGUUGUCCUGGCUCUGCUAUUUGAUGAGUUUGGGGCAAAUAACUAAUCAUUAUGGGCCUUAAUUUCUUCAAUUGUAUAAGGGUAGAAUUAGAUUAUUUCCAAAAUUUUGAACUCUUAAAAGCCCUAAGUUCUUCAAUAGAAAGUAGAAUUUGAUUAUAAAGUCUAAACCUGAAUGAGAAAAUGGUCUUUUUAUUAGUCAUAAAAUAACUCAUGUAUGAUGAGUUACAUUUAUACCAUAAAGGCUUAUCAGAUAGAGAGUUCUAUAAACACAUAAGUUAAAUCUGCCACAAUUUGAUUAUGGUAAGUUAAGAUAAAAUUAUCCUAACAAUUCUAGUUACCAUUUUUGUGUAAUUUUGUAAAUGUGAAAACUUACCACUUAAACUCUGAGUGGAUAUAGUAGUGUAUCAUUUUAAAGGAAUAAAACUGUUCUAAGGGAGCACGUUACCCUUAAAUGAAAAAUGUUUAUAUAAAAUUGAAUUUCAAAAUAUUAAGUAGAUUUUUAGUUUUAUAGUGAAAUGUAGACUAGUUGAUAACACAUUUAUGGGUGAUACUAAAGUGCUGGUGUAGGGAAUAACUCCAGCAAUGGCUAUAUACCACUUAACAACCGCUAGUCCUUUCAACACAACUCAGGUUUAAGUGUCAUUGGAAAAACCUUUUAAUAUUUGUAGAGAAAAAUAGUAUGAACUAGUUUUGCCUGAGUCACACUAGUAGGUAUUCAAGAAGCUUUUCUGUUAGUAGAAACAAAUUACUGAUUGUUUUUGUUGUUGAAUUGAAAAUGUGAGAAAGAUCUGAAGCCCAGUGAGGUGGUGCGUUAAAAAAAAAUACAUUUAAAUAAAGCUCUUAGAACUUUAUUUGAUUAUACUUGGACUUUGCUUUUUUUCCUUGGAUCUGUCACCCCAACAAAUACAUAUUACACAUGCUAAACGAUAUUUUGUGGAGAUAUUUUCUGGAGAUAUUUUCUGCUGUCUUGAGAAAGGAGCUCUGAAGAGAUGACUCAAGUCCCCAGCCACUCUUAGGAGGAGGUCAAUAUUUUACUAAGAAGCCAUAAGUGAAAGACCAUUACUGAGCUAUGUAAAUUGUAAUAAUUCAAGUGACAUUUCACCAAUUUGACACUUUCUGUUGAAAAUGUACAAUCAUAUUUUUACCUUUAAUAUUGGAAAUUAAUUGUUCUUACCCAAGGAAAGGCUUUUAUGCAUUUAAAGGUAAAAUGUUACAUAAUCAUCGUUCUUACUCUAAAUGAAGUUUGCCUAACCUGAGUAAUUAACAGUCUCCUGUAUAAUGUGUGUUCAGAAUAUUUUCAGAUCACUUGCAGAAAAUACUCAAUUUAGACUUCUGGCCCUCUGACAUUUGAAUACCUUAAAAAUGGACACAUUUCUACCUUUAGAGAAGUGCUUACAUGCUUUUAUGAUGUUAAGAGUGUAUUACAGAAAUAUAAAUGCCCUAGGAGACAUCUUUUAUAUAUGAAAUAGAGCUACAAGGGUAUAAAGAAAAGCUAGGUCACAGCACAAAGCAGUACCAUGAUUGAAGACUACUUUGACCAUGAGGUUUGAGGAGGUCGGUCAAAGAAUAGGCAUAAUAGAAGGAUCUUGAAUUAGUUUAUGAUAGGAACAUUCUAUAGAUUAAGUGCAUGCAGAAUCUGACAUGUUGAGGGUGAAGAAUAACUAGUCCAUACAUAUAUAACAACCACUAAUAAUGCAACCAUGAUUUGAUUGACUCCCGGCUGCGCGAGAGUGGAUCUCGGAACCUUUCUGUUGGGGAUCUUUUGCAGGAGGGACCGGAAAAGAGGUUGGUCCUCUACGCGCGAUGUGGGGAACCCGCAAGCUAAGCUCCUCCGGGAGUCUUUUUUUAGGAGUGUUUAAGUCGGGGUGCCAGGGUACACAAGCUGACUGUUCUCGCUUAACCACGUCGGCGGUUUAUUUACCAAAUCAGUUCAGCUGGACUCAACAACUUAAACCAUGGGUUUUCAGUGAAUACAGAAUUAUGUGGUUCAAAUCCUAUAGAAUGAAUUUUGCCUGCUUGAAUACAAUGAAAAGUUACAGAUACCCUUGGACAAGACCAUACAGUACUUCUCGAACCACCGUAGAUAGCAGUGAGGUAAAAACCUUCCUGGCCCUGGCUCACAAAUGGUGGGAUGAGCAAGGAGUAUAUGCACCUCUUCAUUCUAUGAAUGACCUGAGGGUGCCAUUUAUUAGAGACAAUCUUUUAAAAACAAUUGCUAAUCACCAGCCAGGAAAACCUUUGUCUGGGAUGAAGAUUCUUGAUGUUGGCUGUGGUGGUGGAUUGUUAACUGAACCUCUAGGGCGGCUUGGGGCUUCAGUUAUUGGAAUUGAUCCUGUGGAUGAGAACAUUGAGACAGCACAGCACCAUAAGUCAUUUGAUCCAGUUCUGGAUAAGAGGGUAGAGUACAGAGCGUGUUCCCUAGAAGAGAUUGUGGAAGAGACUGCAGAAACGUUCGAUGCUGUUGUAGCUUCUGAAGUUGUAGAGCAUGUGAUUGAUCUGGAAACUUUUAUACAGUGCUGCUGUCAAGUGUUAAAACCUGGCGGUUCUUUAUUCAUCACUACAAUCAACAAAACACAGCUGUCCUAUGCCUUGGGAAUUGUUUUUUCAGAGCAGAUUGCAGGCAUUGUACCAAAAGGUACUCAUACCUGGGAGAAGUUUGUUUCACCCGAAAAUCUAGAGAGCAUUCUGGAAUCAAAUGGUCUGUCAGUUCAAACUGUGGUGGGAAUGAUCUACAACCCCUUCUCAGGUUAUUGGCAUUGGAGUGAAAAUACCAGCCUUAACUAUGCAGCUCAUGCCGUGAAACAGGAGCACCCAGUGCCUGCUGGGUUUGUUGUAAAGGGAGAAACAGAAGACCGCCAAGCUGACACCUCCACCAGCCCAGCUGUACAUGACGAGCUGAAGAAAUGAAUCGUUGUGAAGGGCUGUAGUGAUAUGGCUUGAAAGCCUGAUGUUUACAAAUACAAAAAAUACACAGUCUGAUUUUUGAGAAAGGAUUAUGCAGAAAAGAAAGUCAAUAAAAAGGGCCAAAAACCCUGGAUAAAAGUUUCUGUUGUUUCAUCUAAUAGCUACUUGUAGGUGAUUAUUUUAUGGAUAAAAAAGUUUUGUCCAGGGAUUGUGUGAUUUAGGAGCUUAUGUUCCUCAGCCUUUGUUAUAUAUAUAGGGUGUGCCUAUUUUGCUUAU
Molecule: messenger RNA, 3261 nt
Organism: Phyllostomus discolor (pale spear-nosed bat)
Lineage: Eukaryota; Metazoa; Chordata; Mammalia; Chiroptera; Phyllostomidae
Gene: COQ3
Product: coenzyme Q3, methyltransferase
Exons: 7
Coding region: 1885-2988 (367 amino acids)
Biological process (GO): ubiquinone biosynthetic process
Molecular function (GO): 2-methoxy-6-polyprenyl-1,4-benzoquinol methyltransferase activity
Source: RefSeq, a predicted model, not a curated record